Dromaius novaehollandiae (emu) is the source of this 9230-nucleotide messenger RNA. RefSeq names its product clock circadian regulator (gene CLOCK). Gene Ontology annotation, cellular component: cytoplasm; CLOCK-BMAL transcription complex; nucleus. The coding region runs from base 1314 to 3872 and encodes 852 amino acids. The transcript is spliced from 23 exons. Lineage: Eukaryota; Metazoa; Chordata; Aves; Casuariiformes; Dromaiidae. The record is from RefSeq and is a predicted model, not a curated record. Gene Ontology annotation, biological process: circadian regulation of gene expression; regulation of transcription by RNA polymerase II. Gene Ontology annotation, molecular function: protein dimerization activity; DNA-binding transcription factor activity, RNA polymerase II-specific; E-box binding.
UAGUAUUUGGGGGGGGGAAGUCAUUUUGGCUUAUUUCCUUAAAAAGACUAGAACUCAGACCUUGCUUUUGGUGGUAAAGAGGAAAAAAAGUAUAAUCUGUGGCUUAAGAAAUUUCUGUUUAAAGGUUUAAAUUAGCCAUAGUAAAUAAUUGCUUUUAACAGUAAAGAGAAAAAACUGGCAGAGUGCUGUUUAAAGGUUUCUGUUUAUAUCAGUUACUGUACUAAAUUUGUUUAACAAUAGCCAAAAUUAUGAUUUUCUCUCAAAGUAAAAUUAAAAGAUAGCACCUCCUGAAUGUGAUUUCCUGGAAGUCCAUUCCUCUGUCUUGUGACAUGGAGCUUCUGGUUGAAAAGAAAAAGGAGUUGGACUUCUCACUAGAAUCGUAAAAUCAUUUUUAGUUCUUUCCUGAUCUAUAUUUGUGUUACCUAUUAAUGAUAGUAAACCUCAGACUGAAAUUUACCUUAUUAAGUUACACUUGAAAGAUUCUAUCAAGUUUCAACAGAAAAUUUGAGUCAUUCUGCUGAUAGGUUUAGAAAAACUUCUGAUAGACUUAGUAAUGAUAAAAGUGAAGAAAAUUUUAUAAGCUUGCUACUGUUACUUCCAGAGAAUUCUGCAUUCUCUAAUGUCAAAUAUACUUUUCAAGCGUUUAGUUACCGAUAUACACACUGUACUGAAACAGUAUAACUGUUUACAAACUUUACAGUAUUUACAAAUUUUAGUUCAUUAAUUUCAAGUAUACUUUGGACUCACUUUCAGUUUUAAAAUGUAAUAACCACAAAAUAGUUAUGUGGCUUUGUUUUGUGCUUUUCUAAAGGAAACCGGAUUUUCCUCUGUCUGUGAGUUGAAAAGCAAGUAGCAGCAUGAAUCACAGCUUCCAAGAACUGUCAGAAUAGGAAUGCAGAAUUCUACCCCCCCCCCCGCAUUCCCCGCUGUCAAUUUUAAUGUAGUGAUGUGCUUUAAUAAACUUUUUCUUGCCAUUCACAGCAGCAGCAUUCAUUAUGUGUAAUCAAGCUACUCCCAGCAGUUGUAUUGUUGAGAAUGAAACCAGAGUUCCAAAAGGACUGUGCUGAAGAAGACUUUUGCUCAGAUGACAUCACGUUUAGACUAUUAAUGCUAUCCAUCCACUCUACAAGGCACAAUGGACUUCUAGGUAAUUCAAUUCAGAAUUUAAUGCUUUUCUGCAGAAGAGGAUAUGUUUAACUCUGCAUUGUUCUUCUGAAGCAGCAGUGUUUCAUCCCUGAACAUACUUUAACGAGCCCCAAAGUGUAAAAGGCAAACAUACAAAUGUCUACCACAAGACUAAAGUGUGAUAUGUUAUGUUCUUUACCAUAAGCACCCAUAAAAUGAGCUCCAUUGCAGACAGGAAUGAUGGAAGCAUUUUUGAUGGGCUGGUGGAAGAAGAUGACAAAGAUAAAGCAAAAAGAGUGUCUAGAAACAAGUCUGAAAAGAAACGUAGAGAUCAAUUUAAUGUACUUAUCAAAGAGCUGGGUUCCAUGCUUCCAGGUAAUGCCCGGAAGAUGGAUAAAUCCACUGUACUGCAGAAGAGCAUUGACUUUUUACGGAAGCACAAAGAAAUUACUGCACAAUCAGAUGCCAGUGAAAUUCGGCAGGACUGGAAACCAACAUUCCUUAGUAAUGAAGAGUUCACACAGUUAAUGUUAGAGGCUCUUGAUGGUUUUUUUUUAGCAAUUAUGACAGAUGGAAGUAUAAUAUAUGUGUCUGAAAGUGUAACUCCCUUACUUGAACAUUUGCCAUCUGAUCUUGUGGAUCAGAGUAUAUUCAAUUUUAUCCCAGAGGGGGAACAUUCAGAAAUUUAUAAAAUAUUGUCUUCUCAUCUGCUGGAAAGUGAUUCAUUGACACCAGAGUACCUAAAAUCAAAAAAUCAGCUAGAAUUCUGUUGCCACAUGCUGCGAGGAACGAUAGAUCCAAAAGAGCAACCUACAUAUGAAUAUGUAAAAUUUAUAGGAAAUUUCAAGUGUUUAAAUAAUGUUCCCAACUCAGCGCACAAUGGUUUUGAAGGAACUAUUCAGCGAUUGCAUCGGCCUUCAUAUGAAGACAAAGUUUGCUUUGUAGCCACUGUUAGGUUAGCUACACCUCAGUUUAUCAAGGAAAUGUGCACUGUUGAAGAACCCAAUGAAGAGUUCACAUCUAGACAUAGCUUAGAAUGGAAGUUCCUAUUCUUGGAUCACAGGGCACCUCCCAUAAUAGGCUAUCUUCCAUUUGAAGUUUUGGGAACAUCAGGCUAUGAUUAUUAUCACGUGGAUGAUCUAGAUAAUCUGGCAAAAUGUCACGAGCAUUUAAUGCAAUAUGGGAAAGGGAAGUCAUGUUAUUAUAGAUUCCUUACAAAGGGACAACAAUGGAUUUGGCUACAAACACAUUACUAUAUCACGUAUCACCAGUGGAAUUCCCGGCCUGAGUUUAUUGUCUGUACGCACACUGUUGUAAGUUAUGCAGAAGUUCGAGCAGAAAGGAGGCGAGAACUUGGUAUUGAGGAGUCUCUUCCAGACAUAACAGCAGAUAAAAGUCAGGACUCUGGGUCUGACAAUCACAUAAACACGGUCAGCCUCAAAGAAGCACUGGAAAGGUUUGAUAACAGUCCCACACCUUCUGCUUCCUCCAGGAGUUCAAGGAAAUCUUCACAUACUGCAGUGUCAGAUCACUCGUCAACACCAACUAAAAUGACUAUGGACACUAGCACUCCUCCAAGGCAAAGUUUAUCUGCUCAUGAAAAGACUGCGCAAAGAAGGUCAUCUCUUAGUAGUCAGUCUUUAAGCUCCCAGUCUCUUGGACAACCAUUAGCACAGCCAAUGAUGUCCCAGCCUGCAACUUUACAGCUCCAGCCCGGCAUGUCCCAGCCUGUGUUUCAGUUUUCAGCUCAGUUGGGAGCUAUGCAGCAUCUAAAGGACCAGCUAGAGCAAAGAACACGCAUGAUAGAGGCAAACAUUCAUCGGCAGCAGGAAGAGUUGCGUAAGAUUCAAGAGCAGCUUCAAAUUGUCCAUGGUCAAGGACUUCAGAUGUUCUUGCAGCAGUCAACUUCUGGACUCAACUUUGGUUCUGUGCAGCUUACCUCUGGAAGUUCUUCAAAUGUUCAGCAGCUUACACCAAUAAACAUGCAAGGUCAAGUUGUUCAGACUAAUCAGAUUCAAGGUGGAAUGAACACCGGUCAUAUAAGUACUCCACAUGUGAUACAGCAACAGCCUUUGCAGAGUACAGUGGCACAGCAUAAUCAACAAAAUGUAGUUGGUGGACACAGUCAACAGUCUUCUCUUGCCAGUCAGUCACAGAAUGCACUCUCGGCCCCUUUGUAUAACACUAUGGUAAUUUCUCAGCCGACAACAGGAAAUGUGGUCCAGAUUCCUUCAAGCUUACCACAGAACAAUAACCAGAAUGCUGCUGCAGUAACCACUUUUACACAGGAUAGACAGAUCAGAUUUUCUCAAGGUCAACAACUUGUAACAAAACUUGUCACGGCCCCAGUGGCAUGUGGAGCAGUGAUGGUACCAAGUACUAUGUUUAUGGGACAGGUGGUGACAGCUUAUCCCACUUUUGCUGCCCAACAGCAGCAGCCGCAGACUUUGUCAAUAACACAACAGCAGCAGCAGCAGCAAAGUCAGCAAGAACAGCAGCAGCAGCUCACCACGGUUCAGCAACCAGCUCAGCCACAGCUGACCCAGCACCCCCAGCAGUUCCUACAGACAUCCAGAUUACUUCAUGGAAAUCAGUCAGCUCAGCUUAUCCUCUCUGCUGCUUUCCCACUACAACAAAGCACUUUUACUCAGUCCCACCACCAGCAGCAUCAAUCUCAGCAGCAACAGCAGCUUUCCCGGCACAGAACUGACAAGAUGAGUGACCCUUCCAAAGUUCAGCCGCAAUAGCAGGGGCUCUGCUUCUUUUUGAAGCAAACUACCAGGAGGGGCCGUUCCAUAAACGGUUGCACUGAGGCUACGAAGCUAGAAGCACGAAGGCUUUCUAACACCACAGUAUUGAGAUCUUCUAAUUUCUGGAAUCUGUUAAAGAAAAGCCACAAGAUGAGGAUGGGGACGCGGCCAGCUUCGAUAGUUGCCCCAGUUUCUGUGUUCGAAAGGAUUUGCUGCCAUGUGUUAAUUUGUCCAGGUGAAAUCUCAAGAUGUGACUGAAAUAAGAGGGAUGCUGAAAAUAUUGGUAUUUUUUAUCAGUCCUGUAAAGUGUUUUUAAAGUGUUAAAAUGGACACAGAGCAAUUGUUUGAAUUAGCUGACAAUAAUGCCAGGAAUAUAGUCCAAAAAAAAUUAAUUUUUUUCAGAUAACUAUGGGACAGUAAAUUUUUUCAAAAUGUUGGGUGAAAUCCAGUUCUCUGUUGUACAGAUGCUGUAAAAUAUUGUGUAUAUGUCUGCAUAAAAGGAGAAAGAGCAAAAUAUUUUAUAUGAUGCAUGAAAAUGUAAUCUGUUAUUUGUAGGUUUGAAUAUGUUUCCCUAAAUUCUCACGCCAUACUCAGACUAAUGUUUUCCUCUGUUCUAGCCUUUUGUUUACAACAUGAUGCAUCAUUAUUUUCACCUUUAAUGUGGGCACAAGUCUCUUGUUUGUGCUUUGUCUGUGAUGUCGCGGUCUGUUCGGUGAGGUUAGUUGACUUCUCGAGGUUAAAUUAUUGAUGAAGCUGUUUGAACUGGUGAUCACGCAUCAGGGUUCAGGACAUUCAGAUUCAUGAAUAUCAUCAAUCAUUUCCUAAUUGAUUCAUCAUUUUAUUUGGAAAAUAGGAAUUUGCACUGCUUUCUUGCGGAUGGUUUGGAAUUUUACUCCCCAAAGCUAUCUUUUGAUAUAGUUCAUAGUUGGAAAUAUUUAUGUAAAGGGUUUAAAAAAAAAUGACAGUAAUUUUCAAGAAUGUUUCAGUUAUAGGAGUAAUUUGCACAAAGGUAUCUUUACAUUUAAUAACCUUUUGGGCACUUUUUAACCACUUUCUCUGUGGUGAGAAUUGUAACUUGUUAAAAUAUGUUGGAAUCUUUUUAUUCUCCUUCAAAAAUUAGACCUUUCUUUAGUCAGAACUGAUUCAGGGUCAUUUUAACAACAAAAAAAACCCCAUAGUGCCUUGAUUUUAAUUCAGGUGAUAAUGUUGAACAUCUUGAAUUACAAUGUCUUGAAUCUGUAACCAUUUUCAAUUUUGAAGUCUUAGUACAUUGUCAAACUAACUUGUGUAUCUACUUCAUAGCUAUUUCUGUAUUGUGUUCAUUUUAGUAAUGGUCUGAGUUGAGAUCAUGAGCGUUUUUGAGUGGCCCUCCCCCUCAAACACUAAUCUGAAACAGAAUGGUCUCUCAAAUCUCGGGCCUUGAGGGUAAUGCUCUUUUUAAUACAUCUAAAAUAGACAUUACUCCUUUUGCAGGAGUAGGAAUAGUAAUCUGAUUUUACAAAAAAAAAAAAAAAAAAAAUGCAGUUUUUUAGUGUUUAAAGUAUGUGUUGGGGGAGAUCACGAUUGCAUUUAACACUACCAGGCUAUUGAUUUAAGAGAUAUCACUGAACUAAGACUUCGGAAGGCAACUUCACUUUAUAAAGAUAAUAAAAAGAUCCAACAGUUAAGAUGUGCUAUUUUAAGUAAAUGUUAAGUAGAAUUUUAUGGUACUAGUUUGUGAAAAUGACAACUGCAGAGGAAAAUGAAUAAAUGAAGGUAGAUCUGAUAAUUAAAGAAAACAACAAAAACCAGUUAACGUUAGUACUAGGGAGAGAAAGCUGGAUUAAUCUUGAAUACUGAGGAGAAGUUGAAUGAAUGUAAUCAAAUGGUAAUGGACUAUUUUAUAUUAUGAAACAGUUUGAUUGUAUUUUUGGAUGAACCAAACCCACAGGAAGGUAACACCGGUUUAGCAAGCACUUGAUAAGGUUGGUUACCUUUUAAGGCUAGCCUUUGCCGCUGCACUUGUCCCUCCAUUAGAUCUUUGUUAUUCCCCAGCUAUUAGCAAGAGUUUGGCACCAAAAAGCACAGUAGUGAACAAGGAAGGAGAGUGUGAGAAAUAUAGUACCAAAGAGAAGCUGGAGCAAGAAAUAGUUGCCAAUACCAAACAUAGCAAGGAAAAUUCCCAGUUCUUUAAAGGGAUUUCUGGCAUUCUCUGAGCUGGAAUAAUUGUCAGAAACCCAUUUCUGCAAAGUCUUAUCUAAAGAAAUCAUGCCUUGCUCUACUAUGCCUAUCACACCAUUCCACCUGUGUCUAAAUUAAGCUGCGUUAACUAGAGGUCUGUGCUAUCAGUACUUUUGCUUAAUAAAAAAUAGGUUAGAUAAAAUUUUUAACCAAUUAAAAUAAUCUAGCACUAAAAAAGAAAACUGGGAGAGCUUUAAUAGUGCUGUUAGAACUAUUGAAUAGUGGUAAAAUAGGUUGAAUAAGCUAUUACACUGAGAAUUACAAAAAAGAAAAAAAAGAUACUAGCCAGACAGUUGAAUAAUGCAGCUUUUUAUCUAAAGCUUCAUUUAAACUUCUCUUCCCAUCUCCCCCUCCCCAGCUGCUCUGGUGUGCUGCUAUAGAUCUGUCAGUGAAAAGGCUAAACUAGGUGAGAGAAAUUAGAUGACGACAAUAAUAGCAUGGCUCCUGGAAGAGAACUAUAGAAAUGUAUGCUUUGAUCACGAAGCUUUGUGUAACCUCAGGGAGAGGUCAUUCAGUUAUAAAACUACCAGCUAAUAGAGAAAGUAUAGAAGACAGGGAAAUUCAAAGAAACUGGAAAAAUAUAGCAUGCAUUUGAAACAUUCCUGCCAUGAAUCAGGCAAACUUUAAUCCAAAAAAAAAAAAAAAAAAGUGAGUACAUAGACCCUCACCCAGAUUCUGUGCAAGGAUGUGAAUGCUUUGUUUGACAGCUAACAACUAAAACGUUUAUAUUUAAAGGGUCUGUGGCUUCCCCUACUAGUCAGUUGCUAAACUGUCCUUGAUUUUUAGUGGGAAGACCACUGGGCUCUUUCCUCUUUUUUUAAUCAGCCUUUUACUUCUGCCUGACUCUUUUAUUGCAGUCAUAGUCUUAUUUGCAACAUCCUAAUAAAUAGCAUGGUAAAGAAUGCUGUGAUGCUGCAGGUUGUGGAGUGUGAACUUUACAGAAUGACUGCGACAGAAGGGAAGGAGUUGGUUAGGGAGAGGAUUGUAUUUAUGAAGAAAUGCUCUGGUGAUACGUAAUGGAGUGUAAAAAUGCAGCCUAGUGGCCUGGCAUUCAGAAGACAAAAAUUGUUUGCCUGUGAUGAGUGAGGAUUUGAAGAAAAGCUCCUAGGAUAAUUUCAAAGAAAAAGAAUAUAGCUAUUUUUAUAUUAUAUUUAAUAUAUAUUAUAUUUGUAUAUAAAUAUGAAAGGAUUCUAGUAGGAGCUCUCCACAUGCCUUCCAUUUCAUCUAGGUUUACUUCUGCACUACGGUUCCAGUGUGUCACCACCACCUGUGGGCACCUCGCCUACUGCCAAACACCAAAAUUAGUAACCCAAUAUCCUUAAAACAGAUAGGUCUUGUUUCAGCUUAUGUAAAAAUAAAUAAAAUAAAGCUCUAUCAGGCAAUUUUUCACAGAAAUUCUCUAAAGAGUCAAAUAGCACUUUCUUUUCCUUUUUUGGAGUAAUAACAAGCACUUUACUGAAAAGACUAUUUGGAAACAGUUUAUUUCUUUAGUCAGUGAAACUGUUAAAAAAGGGGGGCUUCAAGGCGUAACAUACAUAAAACUGUCAAGAGAGACAUUUCUGGAAAAUGUUUCUUUAAUAUGGUGAUCCUUUGAGGCUCAAAGUGCAAGAUUAAAAGGCUUCUAAAACUGGUUGGCUUUGUGUUUUAAUAUGGCUAGGGGACAGGCCUGAUGAUGAUAGCUUCCUUUGAAGGAGACUCUUUAAGUUGCACGGUUGCCUAUGAGAGAGAAUCAUCUGGAGGCUCAUUUGCCUGUUCAAUAAUCCUGAGUGUCCCUUAGGAUUAUAAUUUGCAUGAAGAUAUACCGAAGGUUUACAGAUGUGGCCUUUUUGAAUGUUGAAGUCAAUUCAAGAGCUGUUUAUAUUUUUGGAGAUUUAACCCAGGUAUUGUUUAGGAGUGUUUUAAAUGUCAUGGCAUCGGGAGAUGUCAAACGUGUCAGAUUCGUAAUUUUCUCCAUUUGAAAUCAUUAAAAUGAUAUAUAGUGAGAGGGCUGCAAAAAUGGUUAUUUUGAUUAAAAGGGAAAAAAGAGACUAGUUUUAAUAUUUUUUAUUUUUUUACAUAUCCCUGGUGGAAAAAAAGUUGAAAACAAUUUGAAGUGAAUUUGGAUAAAGACAUAUUUAAACAAAUCAUAGUAGAUGAGAUAACUGUGAAAGAACGUUUGAAACUGUUGUGGUUGUCCAUGAGACUGGGUAGUUGCUUUUUCAAUAUCAUGAUUUUUAACACUACAUUCCUUGUCUCUCUCUCUUUUCCUUUCUCUCUCUCUCUCUCUCUUUUUUUUUUUAAACAGGUAAUUUUAGGCUCUGCUAUGCUUCAUGCUAUGUCAUCUGCAUGAAUUUUGCCAGCAUGAAAUGCUAUAUUCAAAGAAAUUGUACCUAAAAAAAAAAAAAAAAAAAAGAGGGGAAAAAAAAAACACAAAACAAAACACUGUGUCUGAACAAAAUACUGUAUGGCCUAAUAUAGAGACCCCAGCUAAGACUGAGAAGUGCUGCACUAAUAGACAAUCAGUGGGAAAUUAUUUAUGAAACAGUUUUGGGAAUGGUCUUAAAGAUGUUACUGCUUUGAAAGCAGUUGGUGGGGUGUGUUUUUUUUUCUUUUUUUAAACAAGAAAGGUGAAAAGUAUUUAUUUUAAGAUAUAUCAGAUUGAACUUGGAGUUCUUAAGCAGUGUUGAUUUCACAGUGUCUCAAGUUUCAGUUUUGUUUUGUAUUUUUUAAAUGGCAUUGGAAUUGUAUAUGUUAAAAAAAAAAAAAAAAAAGUGCCGCUCAUAUUGACGUCAGGAGAUGUAGAUAAAAUUCCCUGGUGUUCGUGUGACCAUUACUACCUGUCAAUUUUUUAACUGAAUAAAUGUAACUCAUUUAAAAUUUUGCUUUUUGUAGCUUAUGAGGCUCUAGAAAUUUUUCUGAGUUGCUUGAUACCAAAUUUAUCAGAAAGCUCCAGCGUGAAAAGCUCUCUUACCAUUUCCACAAAUGUGUCGGAGGCACUCUCCCUCUCCAGACAGAUGACUUGUGAAAAGUUGCUUGAUGUCAAUUUUCUCUUCUCUCCUCUACCCAGACAAAUGACUUGUGAGAUUUUGGUAAAAAUGCAUACUGUAUUUUUCUUGUCUACUCUGUAUCUCUUCAUAAAUUGAUGGCCCACUCUAA